Molecule: messenger RNA, 2201 nt
Organism: Neolamprologus brichardi
Lineage: Eukaryota; Metazoa; Chordata; Actinopteri; Cichliformes; Cichlidae
Gene: col9a1b
Product: collagen, type IX, alpha 1b
Biological process (GO): extracellular matrix organization
Cellular component (GO): collagen type IX trimer
Molecular function (GO): extracellular matrix structural constituent conferring tensile strength
Source: RefSeq, a predicted model, not a curated record
UCAUUGUAUGAAUAUACAUGAGCCACUGAAAGCUAUGGGACCUUUGGCUGUCUAGACAGCUCUAGCCGGAGUCAGUUGGGUUUUUUUACAGGGGGCUCCUUCAACCCAACAAACCCCAGAGAAAGGACUACAACUUUUACCUUUCCUGCACAGGGGAGAUCAUGACAGGGGCCCAGCGCAUUAAAGGGCCAUUUCUGGUGCUGCUCUUGCAGCUUGUCCUUAUUUGCUCCUCUCAAAAUAACCAAGGACCCCCUGGCCCCCCUGGACCUGCAGGUGUCCCAGGAAUUGAUGGCAUUGCUGGAGAGAGGGGAGACGAUGGCGAAGACGGUCCUCCUGGACCCGGCGGAGAUGCAGGUAAACCUGGCUCUGGAGGAUUACCUGGAAUUCCUGGAAAUGAUGGUUUGACUGGCCCCAUUGGAGAUCCUGGGCCUGACGGUCCCCCCGGACAGAAAGGGGAACCUGGGAAACCUGGACCUCGUGGAGCAGCUGGUGCUGGGCCAGAUGGACCCCCUGGGCCACCGGGACCUGGAGGACUUCCGGGUGAAUUGGGAAAAGCUGGACCACCUGGGGCCAUGGGUGUGAGAGGGCCACAGGGACCUCGUGGAGCAGCAGGGCCCAGAGGUGCUUCUGGAGUGCUUGGCAGCACUGAUCUGUGUCCCAACUCCUGUCCACCUGGGACCUCGGGACAUCCUGGUCUUCCUGGCAUGAAGGGCCACAAAGGUGCAAAGGGUGAAGCAGGAGAACCUGGGAAACAAGGACACAAGGGUGCGGAGGGAGAGCAGGGAAGUCCAGGGGAGGUUGGAGCCCAAGGACCGAGGGGAGCUCAGGGAAUUCGUGGAGCUAUGGGAAUGAUGGGCCCAAAGGGAGAGAGGGGACCUCGAGGUCCUGAUGGAGAUCCAGGUCCACAGGGUGUUGCAGGGGCAGCUGGGGAUGUAGGCCAAAGAGGUGCUAUGGGUGAACCUGGGCCUAAAGGCGAACAAGGUGCUCAAGGACCAAGAGGACUCACAGGCGUUCCAGGUCCCAAGGGCGAGUCUGGCUUACCAGGUGUGGAUGGUCGUGAGGGUAUUCCUGGAAUGCCUGGAGCAAAGGGAAGCGUUGGGAAGCCAGGCAUCCCUGGAGAGGUUGGACUUCAAGGGCUUCCAGGUUUGCCUGGUGUACCUGGACCAAAAGGCACAAGUGGCCCUAAGGGAGAUUCUGGUAACUCAGGCCUUUCUGGAGCAAUAGGAUCUGCUGGCAAACUCGGUGAGCGUGGAGAACAGGGAGAGCUGGGAUCUGUCGGGCCCAUUGGUGAACCUGGAGAUAGAGGACAGCAAGGUCCUGCAGGUCCCGCUGGAAAGCCAGGUCCCCGGGGACCCAAAGGUGACCCUGGUCUUCCUGGUCUUCCAGGUCCUCCUGGUCUGCCUGGAAUAAAAGGAGAAAGGGGAGAUCGUGGAGAACCAGGACCCAAAGGAGAGCAAGGAGUUCAAGGUGAUGAGGGAAAUCCAGGAGAAAAGGGGGAUGUUGGUGACUCGGGAGAACCCGGCCCUAAAGGGGAAGUUGGUAACCCCGGUGAGGCUGGCAGAAUAGGUCCCGAGGGAAGUCGAGGACAGCCUGGCAUUGAAGGACCACCUGGCACACCUGGACCACGGGGCAUGCAGGGAAACAGAGGCCCACCUGGAGUCAGAGGAACACAGGGUCCUGCGGGUAAACAGCCAAGUGAUCAGCACAUCAAACAAGUUUGCAUGCGAGUCAUGCAAGAACAGCUGGCUCAGUUAGCUGCUAGUUUAAGGAGGCCAGAGUCUGGCAUUGCUGGUUUACCUGGAAAACCCGGGCCACCGGGGCCUCCUGGUCCUCCAGGAGACAACGGCUUCCCCGGGCAUGCUGGCUCAAGAGGCCUUCCAGGACUCAAAGGGCCACCAGGACAGAUGGGAACAAAAGGACCCAAAGGUGACAUGGGAGACAGAGGGGCCAGAGGACCCAUUGUUCGAGGACCGAAAGGUCAACCUGGACCACCUGGACUUCCUGGGGAACCGGGAAGGCCUGGCUAUGGCCGUGACGGUCAGGAUGGGCAGAGGGGACCUCCUGGUAUUCCUGGACAGCUCGGUGUGCCCGGGCCUCCGGGUCCAGCCGGUCCUAAUGGUUACUGUGACCCAUCAGCCUGCAACCUUCAGGCAGGAGCUGCGCAGCAGUCCUUGGAUGUGAAGGGACCUGCAGGAAACUAA